AUGGCCUAUCCGGUAGCUUUUGACAUCCUGUUCAGACGGGAUAACCUCCUGAACCCCGACAAUGACCCCAAUAUCGGAUCCUCCCGAGGAAACGCAUCCUCGACGACGUCCGAUGUAAUAGAUGAUCUUGGGCUUGGUGGAAACUCUACUUCUUUAUCCUCGUUUCUUACCACCCUGAUACCCGCCCUGCUGAUUGCGGCGUUUUGGUUUGGCCUAUUCCUGAUCUGCCGACGAACUCAACUGCGAUGUGAACGUGCCCCGCAACUGCCUUCGGGAUUUGUCAAUUGGUUUGGUCAGUUCCUGAGGAUUUCUGAUGCCCAAGUGCUUCGCCAUUCCUCCAUGGACGGAUACCUUUUCCUACGAUUUCUCAGAGUGCUUUCAGCCACCUGCUUUACAGGCUGUGUAAUCACAUGGCCUAUACUCCUUCCCAUCAACGCCACAGGUGGCGCAGGCAAUACCCAAUUAGACGCCCUGAGCUUUAGCAAUGUCCAAGACCCGACGCGCUACUAUGCUCACACAGUCAUGGCAAUCAUCUUUUUCACCUUUGUAUUCUUUGUGGUUACACGCGAGAGCAUCUUCUAUGCAAACCUACGCCAGGCAUACUUCAACUCCCCGGCCUACGCAGAGCGUAUUUCGUCUAGGACUGUUUUGUUUAUGUCAGUACCGGAGGAAUACAAGAACGAGGAAACACUGCGUCAGGUCUUCGGAAACAACAUCAAUCGGAUAUGGAUCACGUCGGAGUGCAAAGAGCUGGACAAAAAGGUCCAAGAAAGAGAGAAACUGGCCUUCAGACUGGAAAACGCCGAGACAAAGCUGAUUCGGGCGGCAAACUCUGCGCGCCUGAAAGACGCCAAAAAGGGUGUCAUCUCCUCGAAGACGUGUCUGAACUCGGAAACCUGUGUUGAGUGCGAAUCCGGCUCGUCCGCGUCAUACCAUGGAGUCCGCAGGCCGACUCACCGGGUGAAAAUGUUCGGCAAGAAGGUCGAUACAAUCCGCUGGCUGCGCGCUGAGCUUGCAAAGAUUGCCGAGGAAAUCCAGUGUAUGCAGACGAAGCACAAGAACGGAGAGAUGAAGAACCUUUCCGCCGUGUUCAUUGAAUUUAGCUCGCAGAAUGAUGCCCAGGUCGCUCUGCAGACUUUGUCCCACCACCAGCCACUCCACAUGACCCCUCGUUAUAUUGGAAUCUCUCCCGACGAGGUUGUGUGGGGUGCUUUGAAUCUGAGUUGGUGGCAAAGAAUCGUGCGCAGAUUCUCAGUUCAAGGUGGCCUCGCAGCACUCGUCGUCUUCUGGUCCAUUCCAUCCGCCAUGGUGGGCACAAUCUCCAACAUCAGCUACCUCACGAACCUGGUCCCAUUCCUGGGGUUCAUCAACAAGCUCCCGGAUCUAAUCCUAGGCCUGAUAUCUGGUCUUCUGCCGUCUGCUGCACUUGCUUUAUUGAUGUCUCUCGUCCCAAUUAUAUGUAGAGCCUGCGCCAGAUGUGCCGGUGUACCAUCCACCUCUCGAGUUGAGCUUUUCACUCAAAGCGCGCACUUCUGCUUCCAAGUAGUUCAAGUAUUCCUCGUCACUACCUUGACCUCCGCAGCCUCUGCUGCAACAGCUCAAAUCAUCCAGAACCCCCUGUCAGCCAAAGACCUGCUGGCGGAGAACCUGCCCAAAGCAACGAACUUCUACAUCUCCUACUUCCUCCUGCAGGGCCUAACCAUGAGCUCAAUGGCGCUAGUGCAAGUCGCCAGCGCGGUCGUCUUCAAAUUCAUCACGACCUUCUUCGACCGCACCCCCCGCCGACUAUACCGCAAAUGGGCCGCUCUCAGCGGCAUAGGAUGGGGCAACGUCUUCCCCGUGUUCACAAACAUGGGCGUCAUCGCAAUCACAUACUCCUGCAUCGCCCCUCUAAUCCUCGGUUUCGCCUUCCUGGGUCUAUACCUCGUCUACCAAGCCUACCGCUACAACUUCCUCUUCGUCUACGACCUGCGCAUCGACACCAAAGGCCUGGUCUACCCGCGCGCCCUCCAACACCUACUAACAGGGAUCUACCUCGCCGACAUCUGCCUGAUCGGGCUCUUCGCCAUCAAAGGCGCCAUCGGCCCGCUCAUCAUCAUGGCGCUGUUCCUCAUCGCCACUAUCCUCGCGCACAUCUCCCUCAACGACGCCCUCGAACCCCUCUACUCCUUCCUGCCCCGCACCCUCGACGUCGAAGAAAUAGCCCAGCGAGCCAAACUGGAAACCGACGCCCUCCCCCCCUCCCCCCCCCUCGUUGGAAAAUGGGAAUCAGCCUGGAAAUGGUUCCACCCCAACCUCUACCGGGACUACGCCGCCCUCCGCGGCAAGGUACCCCGCGACCACGUCGAGAUCCGAUACACUGAGGAGGAGCGCAACAACGCGUACUACGAGCCGUGUAUCACCGCGCGCACACCCACGAUCUGGAUCCCCCGCGACAAAUGGGGGUUCAGUCGCCAGGAGGUGCUGGAGACGGAUGCUGGGAUCCCCAUUACGGAUGAGGGGGCUCAUCUGAGUGAAAAGAAUAGGAUUGUUUGGGAUAAAUAUGAUCCGAAACUGCCGCUUUGGGAACUGAAGAUUUUGUAUUGAUUCAAUUGUGUGUGCAUGUGUUAUGAGGUAAUGGAUAAUGG
Aspergillus heteromorphus CBS 117.55 is the source of this 2627-nucleotide messenger RNA. RefSeq names its product putative DUF221 domain protein. The record is from RefSeq and is a predicted model, not a curated record. Lineage: Eukaryota; Fungi; Ascomycota; Eurotiomycetes; Eurotiales; Aspergillaceae. The coding region runs from base 1 to 2586 and encodes 861 amino acids. Gene Ontology annotation, cellular component: plasma membrane. Gene Ontology annotation, molecular function: calcium-activated cation channel activity. The transcript has 6 exons.